Molecule: messenger RNA, 3863 nt
Organism: Ectocarpus sp. CCAP 1310/34
Lineage: Eukaryota; Phaeophyceae; Ectocarpales; Ectocarpaceae
Source: the annotation of a GenBank genome assembly
AUGAAGGCGCGCCGAGAGCGAGUUGCGGCGGCUUUGCAGUCCCCGAGGUGGAUCUCGCAGAUGGCGCGGUUGAUCAUUACGGAUAACACCAAAGGGGCGUCGCCCGUGUCCUCCGCGAUCUUCAGGGCAGUUUUCAAUUUUCCCCGAUCUGCGUGUCGGAAGCCUGUCCCCGGUGGUGUAGCCCUCGGCUUUUCCUGGUCUAGCUGUCCUCGCCACCCUACCCCGCGUCCCGCCUCUCUCCCCUCCCUCAACCCCACCACCCAAAGCUUGUCAACCAUGGCCACCGAGGACAAGCUGAACGACUACGACUUCACCGGCACUGACGCCGGUGCGUCGCACACCAUCCCCUCGGAAGCCGGCCAGAUCCGCAAGGGUGGCUACAUCGUCAUCAAGGGGCACCCCUGCAAGGUGGUUAACGUGUCCACCUCUAAGACCGGAAAGCACGGCCACGCCAAGGCUAACUUCACGGCCACGGACAUCUUCACCGGCAAGAAGCUCGAGGACGUCAUCCCCUCCACGCACACCACCUCCGUGCCCGUGGUCAGCCGUAACGAGUACCAGCUGCUCGACAUCUCCGACGACGGGUUCUGCUCGCUCCUUACCGAGGAGGGCGACACCAAGGACGACCUGCAGCUGCCCACCUACCCCGAAGGUUUCGGAAACGAGAUCAAGGCCAAGUUCGAGGAGGGAUUGACCCUGUGCGUGACCGUCAUGGCCGCCAUGGGCCACGAGCAGAUUGUCACCUACAAGGAGGAGUCCGGCUAAGACGUGACUUGACUUGACUUGACGCGGUGUGACAGCUCACGAGAGAGGGAGAUGAGGAAUAAGGAGACUCAACCCGGCUUUUUCGUCAACACAGGAAGGAGGACACGUUUUUAACUGGUACAUUUGCUGUUGCGGCUGCGCCAGUGCCGAUCGCAAAAAGGAAAAGAGGAAGAAAAAAAAAGGUUUAUUAGAGGAGGUUGUGGUAAACGACUGGGGAGAAAAAAAAUGAACAGGCGGGCGGCUGGACGCCACACCUCUUUUGAGGCUUCGCGGCGACGUGUCCUGCCCACGUGGGCGCCACCGGCGCGGUUUGCUGCUGUGCUGUUCCCGAGAAAAAGUCUGGCCGAAACCGAAGGGGGGGUAGGGGGAAGCCGUUUUGCUGAGUUGUGCUGGCCUUCGCUUGUGUUUUUUUUUGUUAUUUACGCAGCAUGUGUCGGUCGGCUGGGUGGGUGUCGGAGGUGGUGUUGGUGUUUUGUGGCGUGCUACGGGGGUGAUACGAUAUGGGAGUUGUGGCGGGGGGACCACGGGGCGGCUAGGGAGGGGGAGGGGUGCCAGCGAAAGGCGACGAAAAACUGCGUCGCUCAUAGGAAGAUGGCGAUAUGAUGGGAUGGCAGAAGGAAGAAGCAAGGUUUGCAUCGUUGAAUUGGAUUGGCGGGAAGCCGUUUGCUUAUCGUUUGGGCCCCCUCGCCUUUGUUCGGCUCGAAUCUCUCUCACGGAAAGAUAACUUUUUUUUUGUGUCAAAUAGAAUCGGAUCGGUCCCUCCUUUUGUGUAAUGGCCCAAAAGAGGGAGAACAGAAGGGCCAAUGUACUACUGUGCUGGGUCUCGAUCGCGUGCGCCCCUGGGCGCGCUCGGCUUGACGUGGGAGGGCCCCGGGGCGUGUUGUGGUGGUGCAUGAGAUGAUAGGGGGGAGAGCACGAUUUUGUGGUAUACAGUCGAUUUCGGGGCAAGGAAGCAACAGGCAGAAAGCAUGCUGUACUUUUCGAGGGUAAAAAAAAGAGUGGAAUACAGUGCACGUCUUGCAUGGUUGUGAUAAUAGAUGGAGAAGAGACAUUAGGGUGGCGUGGCAGGAAUACUCGACGUUACAGCUCGAAAGGCCUUGGGUGUGCACGGGAGGAACCUACACAAAGAGUGUCUCGCGUUGCUUGGUGGGAGUCACGCACCAGCUCGAAAGAGGAGAGUUGAUGUGGGGGGCGACGAACACAAAAAGAGUGGCUGUGACAGACGUUCAAUGGCACACGGAAAAGACGUGCUGCGUGUACCGUAUGUCCUUUUCCUCUCCCCCACCCCCCCACCCCCCCGCUUGCGCGCUGCUGCACGCCUCACGUGACGUGAAACGGUAGCAGUUGGCCCCUUUCUUGCAUUUUAUAUGCGUGUUUUGGUACGAUUUGAUUGUUUUCGACAUCCGGACCGCUCACUAAGCCGCCGACUGAAAUUGAAGGCCACAGCGGGGUAGACAUGCCCGGGAACGACAUUACCUCCGGGCCUUCCCCUAGUUUUUGAGGGGGCGUUUGGCCUCUGCUUCCCCCUGAGGGGAGGUGCACUUCUACUGGAAGAGUUGGGUAAAGAAAGUGUUGUGUUCAUAGCCGGCACCGCGUUCUUGUUUGUGAAGGAGGAGAAAAGGGAUGAGGCGGUUCAGGAGCGGACGGAGACCAGCGCGUGUUUUGGGUAUCCCGGGCCGUGGAGCAGGGGGAGAGACGGUAAUUUUUUCGUUGACCGCCUGAUAUAACAAGAAUCAGAGCCCCCCCCCCAAGAUAUCCACGGCAUACAUGAAAAACGAGUUAGUUCUCCGUGGUGUCCGGUGACUUGCUCGUGUCAUACAUGGCUUGCCAGUUGUGCUACCCCCCUCUCCCCCCGCAACGUGUAGUCGGUUCGCUGUGUGCUCCUCAAAGCAAAAAUUUUGCCCAUGAGUGGUCUGGGGUGUACAGGGGAGCUCCUGAGAUUUUGACGGUACCCGGCCAGGGGGUUUGGGUGGCGGUGGGGAUGGUGCAGGAAAGGCCUGGCCAACGGUUUCGCCAAAGGGGGAGAGAGGUAAAACGUUUUGCUGUGUGAUCAGAGGCACGCUUAUCUACAGGGUGCCAGUCGACGGUGGGUGAAGAGUGGGAGAGGCGCCAGAGAAGUCUGCCUCUGUCGGACUCGUUGGCGGUUUUACCGCCUUGGUCUGCUACAAAAAUGCGACUCGCCGCCGAAGCACCAUUUUUCACGCCGUGCUUCCUGAGGGAGCUCCGGCUUGCUUUCUAUUGUGGGCUUUGGGCGGGGGAGGGGGGAGUUGUUGUCCAAUUUCGGUUCUGUUGGAGGUGAUUCCCUCGAUUUUUUCCUUGUGGCUCCCCCUUGCGUUGUUUGUCGUGCCUUAAUUUUGUUUUCGAUGUCACCAUAUUUCGUUUUCCAUGUCAUCGCUAAGGUUUUGGUUACUUUCGACUUUGCUGCUUACGACACGACGCGUUGUGUGGUACGUGUACACAACUCCUCGCCGUGUAGCGUUCCUUGCCUCCCUGUGCGCAACAAGAGGUUUCGCGGGCGGCCGGGGUGGGGGAGGGCUCGUACUUUUACAUGAACGAGAAUAGGCUUGUACUGUAGUGCCGCUUUUGGCAAACCGACGCGUGAUGGAGCAAGACGGGGCGCGGAGAUGGUGGUGUCUAAGGAUGGGGUAACGUCUGGUAGGAUGACACUUUGAUACAAAAGAGUGUUGGCGGGGAUGUCUCUGUUUGUUCGUGUUGGGCACAUUCUUUGUGCUCUUGUUCCUUGUUUCGGAGCUAAGGGGUCAACGAGGGAGGGGCACGAGAGAGAUGGGUAGUGCUGGGUUGAGGGCGGGUUCAGAGAUAACGUACGUUAGUUGUCUUGUGCACCUUGCUUGUCCGGCUGUUCGCGUGCGGUGAGGGAGAAGGUGGGCGCGAGAACCUCGUCGUGCAUUCAUCGAUUGUGAGGUUUGGUCGUUGUUGUUACGGCUCAACGCGCCAUGUCUCGUAAGUCAGGAGUCUACUACGUACAAGAAGCGUGCGGGGGGAAACGAAGCUUUGAUUCCUAUUUCAUUCCACCCAAACAUGGUCUUUCUCUCUUAUCAUCCCAUUAAUUAUACGAUGACGUGAACGACAGAAGCAGU